AUCUUCCUUUCCUGCUCUGUUCCAGAGUCCACUCUCUCUCUCUCUCUCUCUAUCUCAAAAAAGCUGACCGGAUGAACUGCCUCCAGAAUCUUCCGAGAUGCUCGUCCUUGCCUCCGCGCAGAUUCAAAUGCCACCGUCAAGUCAAGUCGCCGUGCUUUCUCAGGAUUUCCGGAGCGGCGGGUGAUGCCGAUCGCCCGAAGAGUCUGGCUUUGAAGGCGGUGUCAGGAUCCACGUCCAGCGCAGAAAUGAGUGGCUCUGAAAUGGAGGAGGAGAAAUCAGAGGAAUAUAGCACCACCAUGACAGAAGCAAUGGGUGCUGUUUUGACUUAUAGGCAUGAACUAGGAAUGAACUACAACUUCAUCCGACCAGACUUGAUCGUAGGUUCGUGCCUACAGACUCCAAAAGAUGUCAACAAGCUUCGUGCUAUUGGAGUGAAGACCAUUUUCUGCUUACAGCAAGACCCAGAUUUGGAAUACUUUGGGGUUGAUAUUAAAGCAAUCCGAGACUAUGCUGGAACGUAUGAUGACAUUCAACACUUGCGGGCUCAGAUAAGCAGAGAUUUUGAUGCAUUUGAUUUGCGGAUGCGGCUCCCAGCAGUAGUCAGCAAACUUCACAAGGCCAUAAACCAGAAUGGAGGUGUUACAUAUGUACAUUGUACAGCCGGAAUGGGAAGGGCUCCUGCUGUGGCGUUAGCAUACAUGUUCUGGGUUCAGGGGUAUAAACUUGGUGAAGCUCACAGAUUAUUACUGAGCAAGCGGUCAUGCUUUCCCAAGCUUUAUGCCAUAAAAAGUGCUACUGCUGACAUCCUUACAGGCUCUAAAAAGAAGCCAAUCAGCCUGACAUGGCAAGAUGGCAACUCUUCCACUGUGGAAGUUUCUGGGCUUGAUAUUGGAUGGGGCCAGAGACUUCCUUUGCAAUUUGAUGAGGAACAAAGGCUGUGGAAACUCACGAGAGAACUACCAGAAGGAGAGUACGAAUACAAGUACAUUGUUGAUGGAGAAUGGACGUGCAACGAACAUGAGCUUGUUACUUCUCCAAACAAAGAUGGCCACGUGAACAACUAUAUAAAAGUUCUUGGUGAUGAUCAUGGCAGUGACGGUGCAGCACUGCGAAAUAGGCUGACCGCAGAUAAUCCUGAUCUUACAAAAGAUGAACGUAUGCUGAUUCGACAAUUUCUUGAAGCUUGCCCAGAUGAAGAGUAGAAAAGUUGCCAGCAAGUUGACUCCAUGGCCCCCGACCUCUCAAGAAACAAAGAAACAAGAGUUAUCCGCCCGAAGAAGCAAGUUCUUAAUUUCUAGAAGCCAGUCGGGGAAAAAAGUAAAUUUUCUUUUGCAGGGAACGUCCAACGUAUAUUAUAUAGAUAAAAUUAGUCUAUCGAAUAGAGA
Molecule: messenger RNA, 1385 nt
Organism: Rhodamnia argentea
Lineage: Eukaryota; Viridiplantae; Streptophyta; Magnoliopsida; Myrtales; Myrtaceae
Product: phosphoglucan phosphatase DSP4, amyloplastic
Exons: 14
Coding region: 72-1202 (376 amino acids)
Biological process (GO): starch catabolic process; protein dephosphorylation
Cellular component (GO): chloroplast
Molecular function (GO): carbohydrate phosphatase activity; protein tyrosine/serine/threonine phosphatase activity; starch binding
Source: RefSeq, a predicted model, not a curated record